UAAAUCAUACUAAUAUGAACUACAAGUUAAAGCCAAUGAACACGUAAAUUUCUUUUUGUUUUUACUUUCUAUGAAGCAAAUACUUCUUCUUCCACCUCAUUUACGUCUCACACAUGAAUAUUAAUAAUUUUUUCAUGUUUUUGGCUUUAUAUUGAUCAAAGCUCUUUUUACAAGUCUUUCUCAUUCUAUACUGAAAAUUUGAACACAAGAAGAAUCAAAAAGAAUGUUUUCAACGAGAUUCUUGGUAGCUUUUGUGUUGAUCAUAUCAGGAAUCUUUGGAGUUGGUUUGCAUAGUGUUGAAGGAAAGCCUCAAAGGAUUCUUUUGGAUACAGAUGUUGAUACUGAUGAUUUCUUUGCUCUGUUAUAUCUUUUGAAGCUUAACAGAUCAGAAUUUCAAUUGGAGGGAAUUGUUGUGAAUGCAAAUGCUUGGACUAAUGGUGGACAUGCUGUGAAUCAAAUUUAUGAUAUACUUUAUAUGAUGGGGAGAGAUGAUAUAGCAGUUGGAGUGGGAGGUGAGGGUGGAAUACUCCCAAAUGGUACCAUACUUCCAAAUGUUGGUGGAUAUCUACCAAUUAUAGAACAGGGAAUGACGACAACAGGAGGUUGUAGAUAUAGGCAAGCAAUUCCAGUAGGAAGUGGUGGUCGGUUGGAUGUGGAUGCUAAUUAUGGCAUCAGAAAAGCUUUCCUUCCACAGGGGAAAAGGAAAUAUACUCCACUACAACAACCAACUGCUCAACAAGUGUUGAUUGACAAAAUAUCUGCAGGUCCUAUAACUAUAAUUGAGAUUGGAGCACAUACAAAUUUAGCAAUUUUUUUAAUGAAUAAUCCACACUUGAAGAAAAAUGUGGAACAUGUUUACAUUAUGGGUGGUGGUGUAAGGUCAAAAAAUCCAACUGGUUGUUGCCCCAAAAAUGCUUCCUCUUCUUGCACACCAAGACAGUGUGGUGACCAUGGUAAUUUGUUCACAAAUUAUAAUGCAAAUCCUUAUGCAGAGUUUAAUAUAUUUGGAGACCCUUUUGCAGCAUACCAGGUGAUUCAUUCUGGUAUUCCUAUUACCCUUAUUCCUCUUGAUGCAACAAACACAAUCCCCAUCAAUGAAGAAUUUUUUGAUGAAUUUGAAAAGAAUCAAGACACUUAUGAGGCACAAUAUAUUUUCAAGUCAUUGAAAAUGGCCCGUGAUACUUGGUUUGACGAUCAAUUUUAUACGAGUUAUUUUAUGUGGGACUCUUUCACAUGUGGUGUGGCAAUUUCAAUAAUGAGGAACUCUAAUAGAAACAAUGGGGAAAAUGAAUUUGCUGAAAUGGAGUAUAUGAACAUAACUGUGAUUACUUCAAAUAAACCUUAUGGUAUAUCUGAUGGCUCUAAUCCCUUAUUUGAUGGUCUCAAAGUUCCUAAAUUCAAUGUUAAGAAAGGUGGUGUGCAUAGUGGUCAUGUUCAACAAGGACUAAGUGAUCCAUUUUGUUUUGUCAAGAAUGCCAAAGGGAGAUGUCAGGAUGGUUAUACAAGAGAGGAGAAUGGCGAAGACUCAGUGAAGGUACUUGUUGCCACAAAAGCAAAGCCUAACAAGGAUGUAAAGAGCUCACUUGACAAAGAAUUCUUCAAAAGCUUCUUAAAUACUCUAAAGCAGCCACAACAUGCUGGGAGGUUCAAUUUCACUACACAGUUUCCUUACUAUAAAGAAGUAAUUUACAUACCAAAUUUUCAAAACAAAAUACUUGGUAAGCCUAUUGUGUUUGACAUGGACAUGAGUGCAGGAGAUUUUCUUGCUCUAUUUUACAUCCUUAAAGUUCCUGUUGAAGUCAUCAACCUUAAGGCAAUCAUUGUAAGCCCAACUGGGUGGGCAAAUGCAGCAACAAUUGAUGUGAUCUAUGACUUACUUCACAUGAUGGGUCGCGAUGAUAUCCCCGUUGGUAUAGGUGACUUUUUUGCAAUGAACCAAUCAAACCCAAUGUUUCCACCCGUUGGUGAUUGCAACUAUAUUAAAGCCAUUCCUCACGGAAAUGGUGGCCUUAUUGACUCGGACACUCUCUUUGGACUUGCUCGUGAUUUACCUCGUAGCCCUAGAAGGUACACAGCAGAAAAUUCUGUGAAGUUUGGAGCUCCUAGAGAUACUGAUCAUCCGGAGCUCAGACAACCACUAGCUAUGGAAGUUUGGGAGUCUAUAUUGCAAACAUUGAAACCAGAGUCUAAAAUUACAGUAUUAACCAAUGGACCUUUGACUAAUUUGGCAAAGGUUGUAUCUAUUAAAAACAUAAGUUCUAGAAUUGAGGAGGUUUAUGUAAUGGGAGGACAUAUAAGCAAGAAUGGAAAUCACAAAGGAAAUGUGUUUUCUGUUCCUUCAAAUCAGUAUGCAGAAUUCAAUAUGUUCCUUGAUCCUUUAGCAGCAAAGACUGUGUUUGAAUCAGAAGUUAAUAUCACACUCAUUCCACUGAGUAUUCAGCACAAAGCAAGUUCUUUUUCAAAAACUUUAAAAUACCUCAAAAGAAUAAGAAAAACACCUGAAGCAGUGUUUUCGAAGCGUCUACUGGGGAGGCUACAUGAUUUGAAGAAAAAUCACCAUAGAUAUCAACAUAUGGACACAUUCUUGGGAGAAAUUUUAGGUGCUGUUGUCUUAGGUGAAGAUAAUUCAAGUCUAGAUGCAAAAUUUAAGUCCAAAUAUGUGAAAGUAUUGGCAGAAGGGAUUGAAUCAAGUGAUGGAAAAAUUGUGGUGGAUGAGAAAUAUGGAAAAUUAGUGAGAAUUUUAAGUCAUGUUAAUAGCAAGGAUUAUCAUAAGAUAUAUGCAAAAAGGCUAGGUGAUCUGAAUCAAACAGCUAAGGUAGGAAGCUUCAAAGAACAGAGAAAGAAAUGGAGUCAUCCACAUGAUACAAGUUAAAAUUCAUUUGUUCAUCAUUGUGUAUCUUUUUCUUAUUUUUAUUUUACAAACUAUAUGUUUUAUCCAUUGGUAAAAGUUUAAAGAUAUUUCUAAUAUAUAUAGAGAGAAAAAAAAAAAAAAUAAUAAUUUUAAAAGCAACUUAUAUAUACGCCUUAAAUGGUA
Cicer arietinum (chickpea) is the source of this 3034-nucleotide messenger RNA. RefSeq names its product nucleoside hydrolase 3-like. Gene Ontology annotation, molecular function: hydrolase activity, hydrolyzing N-glycosyl compounds. NCBI's taxonomy places the organism in Eukaryota, Viridiplantae, Streptophyta, Magnoliopsida, Fabales, Fabaceae. The record is from RefSeq and is a predicted model, not a curated record.